AUGUUUACCAAUAGUCGAAUGUAUUAUGCAAUGCAAUUAAUGGUCACUAUUUCAAUUGUCCAUUGUUUUAAUCAUAUUGAAAAGCCUAACGACUUCAAUCGUUCUCUAUUUGCAUUUGAGGAUAUAUGACGAUGUGCUAAAAGCGAAUAUUAUGAUUUAAAUUACUUGAUGUGUAGACCAUGCGAGAAAUGGGGUCAAAAUUUAGAAUCAAGUAAUGACAAGUUUUCUUGUGUCUGCAAUGCUUCCCUUAUCACCACAUUAACCAUUUACGAUACCGUAAAGGAGCGGAUAAUUUGUGGUGAUAUUUGCCAAAAAACUCAGUUGCUUAAUAAUCAAGUCUUCGAUAAUAUAUGCCAAAAUACCGAGGUAGCUCAACAUGGUUCGAAUUGUAAAUACAAAUAUAUAAACCGAACCAGUAGCAUUCGUAUAUUCGGAAACAUGGAAUCAUCGUUGAAUAUGAUAGAAAUCGCUUAUAAAAACUGGCGCCAUGAUAAUGAUUGCGUUCAUUGUGACCUGCAUUAUAACUUCCAUUAUCAGAGCUAUUGUAUAGCUAAAAUUUUGUUAAGACCGUAUUUAAAUUAUGAUUCGUUCUGGCAAGCAACGACAGCGCAUUAUAAUUACAAUGAAUUAAAAUUUGCAGCAUUUUUUUGCAUCAGUCUUCAUAACAAUACCGCUUGUAAUCAUUUGGCUAAUUUAUGCGUUACGGCCUUUUACGCGAUGGGUAAAAAUUCACCAUGUAAUCGUUUUUUAUUGACUCAAGCGUCAGAAACGCUUUAUCGUUAUGGUGGUAUGGAUGAGCAGCUGCUAGGACGUGAGAUAAAACCAUUCCUAUAUUAUCGAAAAGGUAAAGAAAUGCAACAAAUGUUGAGAAGACCCAUCGAAGGUUUAGCAUACAGUUUUGAUUCUACAGAAAAGAACAACCAUUUGAAUAUAUUUGAAACCAUUUAUGAUGUGAGUGGUUCUUUACAUGUCUGGGGACCUAUGAAACUGAAUUCUAUGAAUCUAUGUUCUAAAUUGGAUGAUUCGAAUUUCGUACGCUUCAGAUUGGCUACUGAAAAGAUCAAAUGCUUUUUAACAUUGGAAAAUCUCAUCGAUAUUGCUUCUUUAUAUGGUCGCAAUCGGUAUAUAAGUUGGUUCUUGAAUUACACCACUAAAGAAGAACCCCGGAAGAUUCUAAUGCAAACGUUACCAAUUUUAAUAGAAGAACUUAAUAAGGAAAAUGAACCUUUGCAAGGUAGAGAUUGGCUUCUGGUAAAACGUUUUCAACUUAUUUACUUUUACACUCAUCAAAAUAUUAAAAGUGAUUUGCCGACUUAUGAAAAUUCAUAUAAAUUAUCAAUUUAUCGUUUCGGUCGUUAUGUGGAAAGAAUCGAACUUCAUACUGUGAUAUUUGAAGGCAACCAGAUUGGAGUACCUCUCAUUAAAAUGAAAUAUCGUUAUCUAGAUUUUUCGCAAAAUCUCACUUUGGACUCGCGUUUACCCUUUGAAUUUGUAAUAAGCUUUGUACGACAAGGCGAGCAAUCCAUUAAUGAACUUUUAAAUGAAUUGUCUUUUCCAAUGUUGCUAAUUUUAACGGUGGCGUUAACAUUGCUACGAAUGUGGACUCUUCUAAGGCAGCGUCAAAGCAUAUCCGCGUCAUCUUUAUCGUCAGUGAAUAAUAAUCAAGACUUUUGUAGCAUUACUCUUGUGGAAUUUUUACUACAAUUGGCCGACUAUACAUCAUACGCGUUGCUAAUAUAUUUUCUACUAUACGUUCACUUAAAUUCAUUAAUAUAUUACACUCAAAGCUAUGCGGAAUUAACUUUACCUCUACUUAAGGGCUAUAAUUAUUUGCAAUUUAUUAUGUGCGCUGCUGCAAUUUUAAAGCUGAUUACUACUUUUACCAAAUUCUGGCAUUUAUCUCAUUUUAAUGUAUUCUUUAUCGAUUGGGAACGGCCACGUUACAGCGAUACCAAUAAUAUCAAUUUGAAAAGUAACUUGGAAACAUUAUCGGCUUGUUCUAAUGCAGGUCCACCUGCCAAUAAGAGCAAUGUUUCCGCCUGGCGCAGUAUAUUUUUGAUAAAUGAAUGGGUUAGAUUGAGCAGUACCCAGCAGACUUCUACAGUAUUGCAAAGUUUUGCUACUUAUGUAGCUUUUAAUAUAUUCGCUACUGACGCUGUAACUCAUAACGAUAGCACUUUAAAACUAUUCGUUUUUACUUUAUCCUCGCUCACCAUCUAUUGCCUUCAAUACGUUUUACAUAACACAUUAAUAACUCACUUACUUGGAAAUCCAAUGAAAAUGUUUAUAAAUCAUUGUUCUUUGGCAAAUAUUUCUAUAUUUGUGCUAAUCGAGCCAUCAUCUGGUUAUUAUAUACAUGGACGUUCACCGAACGGUUUCACCGAUACUGAUGUACCCACAAUAAUUACGCAAUUUCAACGUGAAACUCAAAGUUUAUGUGAACGCCGCGGUUUACUUAAUAAUGCUGAUCAAUGCUAUAUAAUAAUACCACCGAAAAAUCUUUAUAAUUAUUUCAACAAACUUUUGCUACGACUUCAACGUUCGAUUGACUCAGCGAGCACUAUACGUGGCGACAACGGUAUCUUUCAGACACGUUAUAAUAAAGAUAUCAGUAGAGCAGAAGGCUCGUUGGAGAAAACUUCAAUAGCUUAUAGUAACAUUAAUCGAUUCUGUUGUGCUUUUGUAGAUCACGGUAUUAAAGAUAUGGAUUAUAUUAUAAAAGAGAAAACUUUAUUAGAACGACUUCUUAAUUGUGAGCUUAAUCACCAUAUAAAUGAAAGUAAAGGCACCUUCUAUGAAGAUAAAAGUUAUUCCUUUAAUCAUCUCUUUCUCUAUGGUCACGACUUUCAUUUAUUCACUUUACAUUUUUUAAUAUUAACAGCCGUUUAUAGCAUGUUUGCUGAUGCGCUGGUUGCCGUGGUGGUUGUGUGUGUUUUUCACAAGGCAAAUUUUUCAAAUGUUUUAUCAACUGAUGGUAAGGAAAAACAUUUCCACGAAAACUUUACUUCAUAA
This is a messenger RNA of Glossina fuscipes, 3012 nucleotides long. RefSeq names its product meckelin. NCBI's taxonomy places the organism in Eukaryota, Metazoa, Arthropoda, Insecta, Diptera, Glossinidae. The transcript is spliced from 9 exons. Gene Ontology annotation, biological process: cilium assembly. Gene Ontology annotation, cellular component: MKS complex; ciliary transition zone. The record is from RefSeq and is a predicted model, not a curated record.